AUGGCCUCUUUACUAAACUACCUCGGGAUCCGCGACACCGCGACCCCCAAAGACGAUGAGAAGAACGCAACGCGCGCCCUCCCCGCAAACUGGUACACAUCGCAGGAGAUGUUCGAGCUCGAGCGGCGCGCCAUCUUCUCCCGCAAGUGGCUCAUGACCACACACAGCCUCCGCCUCCGCAACACAGGCGACUGGCUGCGCUACGACGUCGCGGGCUUCCAGUUUGUGCUCGUCCGCGACCGGCAGGGCGAGAUCAAUGCAUUCCACAACGUCUGCCGACACCGCGCUUUCCCUGUUGUUACGGAGGAGAAGGGGUCCUCAAGGAUCUUUGCGUGCAAGUACCACGGCUGGUCGUAUGGACUGAAUGGAAAACUAGCCAAGGCACCGGGGUACCAGGACCUCGAGGGGUUCGACAAGAGCAAGAACGGGCUGCUGCCCAUCCACGUGCACAUCGACAACAACGGCUUCAUCUGGGUGAACCUCGACGCAAAGGAACAGCCCGAGAUCGCAUGGGACGACGACUUCAAGGGGAUCGACCGGCAGCCGCGCAUGGACUACAUCAACUGGGACGACUACGAGUUCGACCAUACGUGGGAGCAGGAGGGGGACUUCAACUGGAAGAUCCUGGCGGAUAACUACAACGAGUGCUACCACUGCGCGACGACGCACCCGGAUAUCCCGGCCCUGGCAGAUCUGGCGACGUACUCGGUUGAUACGAAGGAUGGGGGCAUUAUCCAUGAUGCGCACUCGAAGCCUGAGCAGAUUGCGGCUGGGUUCAAGGUUGCGAGUACUUAUUAUUUUCCGAAUGCGUCGAUGAAUGUUUCACCACACUUCUUCUUCACACAGCGCUUCGUCCCCGUCGCACCGGGAAAGUCCAUCAUGAAAUACGAAGUCUACCGCAACAAAAACUCGACCGACGAGCAAUUCGACGUGAUAAGCUCCAUGUACAAGCGGAUCAUGUCCGAGGAUAAAUACCUCUGCACACUUGCGCAGAAGAACCUGAACGCGGGCGUCUUUGUCAACGGCGAGCUGCACCCGACGAUGGAAAAGGGCCCGCUGUACUUCCAGAAGGUGGUGCGGGAUCUCGUGGUGGAGCACUUUGAAAAGGAGGAAAAGGCCAAGAGUGAGAUCUGGCCGGCGCGACAGGCGCUGCCCAAGGAGGCGUCGGUCAGCGAGAAGGAUGUGCAGUUCUGCUCGACUCUGAGCUGCCAGCCGAAUGGGGGCGAGUGUUGUUCGAACCUGGCUGCCCAGGCGCCGGCGGCUGUUGCGUGGUGA
Aspergillus calidoustus is the source of this 1275-nucleotide messenger RNA. Lineage: Eukaryota; Fungi; Ascomycota; Eurotiomycetes; Eurotiales; Aspergillaceae. The record is from the annotation of a GenBank genome assembly.